Messenger RNA from Musa acuminata AAA Group (dessert banana), 1597 nucleotides. RefSeq lists its product as uncharacterized. The record is from RefSeq and is a predicted model, not a curated record. The transcript is spliced from 11 exons. The coding region runs from base 23 to 1438 and encodes 471 amino acids. Lineage: Eukaryota; Viridiplantae; Streptophyta; Magnoliopsida; Zingiberales; Musaceae.
GCUCCUCUUGCUGGAAUUAAUCAUGACCGUACAGGAAGCACGCAUCUUCACGGUUUGUGCCCACACUAGAGGGUUCCCACGAUCCCUCCGUCCACCGCAGCUCGACUCCGCACUCCGAAUGUGGCGGCAAUACACUUCCGAGAAGAGAAAGAAAAUGGGGGAUAAAGAUUCCGAUCAGAGCCUCUCAGAUGAAGACGAGUCGGAUAAGGUCGCCUACGACCUCGACUGCUCCACCAGUCGCCAAUCCCUCUACCAUUCGCAUCGGGUGAAGGAUGACAUGGCACCAACAAAGUUAUCAGUUGCCUCUGCUGCUUACAAAUUUCAAAGAGGCCCUUUUCAUUCUGCAAACAACAAUCACAAGGGAGAGUGCACGUGUUCUGCAAUUAACGAGGAAGCAAAUGAGUUAAAUUGUUUAUGUAAGAAAGCGUGCAGUUCCUCAUUCAUCAGUCAUUUCUCUGAAGCAAAGAAAAGUUAUAAAAGUGGUAGGAGCAGAGACAAGCCUAAGUUUUCCAUUCGAGCACAAUUACACUCAGCAGAACUUCCCUCAUUUUGUUCAAUGGGCAUAAAUGAAGAAUGUUCUCAGGAGGGAUCUGAAAGCUUCAAAGAGCAUAAUGACCAUGACAGUAGAAUCUUAGAGGAUUCAAAGGCUGAGCUGUUGAGUUAUAUAGAGGAAGACAACCAAGAUUUGCCUGUCAAGUCAGUAACUCAUGAAUUAGCUUGUGCAUUGCCUUUGAUGGCUGAACUGCUGGAAGGUUUGGAGGGGAAGAAUGGACUAACUGCUGGGGCUCCAUACUUGAAUUCCAGAUCAAAAAAAAGAAAGAAACAUUAUUCUGGGGGGAAACAAGCUGCUCAGUUGGGUUCUAGAAUUCUUGAUAAUGAAGAUUCCCUUGAAUUUAUGGGAGCUGGAACAUCCAGCGAGGAUGAGGACCACAAUCAGAACCGCUUAACUCCUGCAAUAGAAGAUAUCAAACAACAGACAAUGGGAGAUCUAUUUCAGGAAACUUUUAAUAUAUCAGUUGGUAGCCCUUCAUUAUCCAAUAAUAGGAAUGCAGUAUCUGGGUAUUAUGGGAGAUUGCAGCAAGUUAUGCAGAUUGAGAGGGAUAGACAUUUCGAAUUCUUAAAGCAGUCACAGACAGGAGGGAAGAGCCCUCUAAAUGAUUUAAGGUGCAUUACAGUACAGAUUUUGUCAAGAAUUUUGGAGGCAAAGCUGACAGUUUGUCAUUGCUUGCUUGCUGAAAGCACCAAGAGCCAGCAGGGCGAGAAUGACUCUCCAAAAUGUCAUAAAGAGGGAACUCUAAGGACAGUUAUUUUCAGUUCAAGAAUUUGUGGGAGCGUGGAACUUGAAGUUGGUGGCUUUGUUCGUAUACACCCACCGUGGAAAGAGGUCCUAAUCGCCAAAGAAGAGAAGAUCUUAUUGUGCAGUUAUUUCUCGACAUGAUUGCCAGCUACCGAAAUACAGAUUUUUGGGACAAGAUGCGGCGGAGGAAACAAAUGUCAGUAUGCAAGCUUUUCCUCGUAAAGUGAGUGCCUACCCAUAGAACUACUAACCUAACCUACCUUUGAUUUGUAUAUGCAUUACAUGGGUUCUCAUUUGGAU